UCCAGGCAGAAGAAGCGUCUAUUUUUACCAGAAUAAUGUAUGCCAAGGCUCUUCUAGUAUGCCUCUUCGCUGUGGCUCUGGCCCAGGAGGAAUAUCCCCCUCAGCCAUACGCCUUCAACUUCGACAGCACCGAUGAGUUCGGGACGCGACAGUUCCAUUCCGAGUCCAGCGAUGAAGGCAACAGGAAGACUGGCUCGUACGGCUACCUCGAUGCCAACGGUGUCCAGCGUACCGUAAACUACGUCGCUGACGAAAACGGCUUCCGUGCUUCCGUCGACACCAACGAGCCAGGAACAAAGGCCGAGAGCCCAGCUGAUGUUGAGCUCAACGCCAACCCACUGCCCAACCCAGUCCCAGUUGCCAAGGCAGUUGUUGCCAAGCCUGUUGCCGUUGCGGCCAGGCCUGUUCAUCCAGUAGCCCACGUUGUUGCCGCUCAACCACUUGUUCACACCACCCAUGUCGUUGCCGCCCGGCCAGUUGUCCAUGCUGCCCACGUUGUUGCUGCUCAUCCAGCUGUCCAGGCCGUCCACGCUCCCGUAGCCCUGCACAGCGGCUUACCGGUCUCUGUGGCUCAUGUAGCUUCUCCAACCGUUGCUUUCCAACAUGCCCCAGUGGCUUACUCUCUAAGCAGGGUGUCCAGAAGAUUUGCAUCACCAGCCGAGCGGACUAUAAAAAGGCGCCAGACCAAUCUAUCUCACAGCAGAUCUCUCGAAGGACUGGUCCAGGUUGAAGUGGCAUCUUUUAUUCUCGGCGUCAUAAUGUUCUCUAAGGUUCUUCUCGUUUGCCUCUUCGCUGUCGCUGCGGCUCAGGUGGAAGGUCCUCCUCAGCCAUACGCUUUCAACUACGACAGCACAGACGAGUUCGGCACCCGGCUUUUCCAUAGCGAGUCCGGUGAUGAGGGCAACAGGAAGACUGGCUCGUACGGCUACCUCGAUGCUAACGGCGUCCAACGUACCGUCAACUACGUCGCUGACGAAAACGGUUUCCGUGCCACCGUCGACACCAACGAGCCAGGAACCAAGGCCGAGAACCCAGCUGAUGUCCAGUUCAACGCAAACCCACUGCCGAACCCAGAGCCAGCUAAGGCUGUCGCUGCUGUCGCCAGACCAGUAGCCCAUGUAGUUGCUGCUCAACCGGUUGUUCAUGCUGCCCAUGUCGUCGCUGCCCAGCCAGUUGUCCACGCUGUUCACGCUGUCCACGCACCCGUGGCUGUGCACGGAGCUGUGCCAGUUUCUCUGGGUCAUGUAGCUGCUCCAACAUAUGCAUUCCAUCAUGCUCCACUGACUUACACCUUCGGCAGGGCUUCCAGCCGCUAGGCCUCCUAGUUUAAUGUCUUUCCGUUUAUGUUUGCCUUUCCUUCUGCAGAUGAGUCUUCAAUGGAUUCUCUGUGACAUGUGACGAGCUUUUUGCGGAUUGUUUCAUCAAGACGAUAUGAGCGUCCAUACGUUUCUGCUGUUCCUCUCAGUGUUGUCUGUACAAAUGUGUGGCGAAAUAAAAUGUUUAUGUUAUGUUAU
This is a messenger RNA of Ornithodoros turicata, 1514 nucleotides long. RefSeq lists its product as uncharacterized. The record is from RefSeq and is a predicted model, not a curated record. The transcript is spliced from 7 exons. Gene Ontology annotation, cellular component: chitin-based extracellular matrix. The coding region runs from base 36 to 1316 and encodes 426 amino acids. Gene Ontology annotation, molecular function: structural constituent of chitin-based larval cuticle. Lineage: Eukaryota; Metazoa; Arthropoda; Arachnida; Ixodida; Argasidae.